AUGUCAAUGAAAUUGCAGUUGUUUCCAAAAAAAUUACAACUUUUAUUAUUAGAAUGUAUAUCUAUGAUUUGUAAGUCGAAAGAUGCAAUUAUGCUUUAGAUGAAUAAAAUCCAAGGUAGAAGUAUCAUAAUUAUCAAAAGAUUUCCCUCAAUAACAGAAGAUAUUAAAAAAGUAUGUUUACUUCGCAAGAGACGUAGUCAUGAAGAAGAAAAAUUACAUUUAGAAUAGGUAUCUUUUAAUUAUAAUAAUAAUAUUAGAAAUUAUUAUCAAAAAUUUAUAUUGUUGAUUAAGAUGAAAUUUUUGAGAAAUUUUGUUUAUAAGGAUCUUUAGAAGAUAUUAUAAACUUAUUAAUAGAAUGUUCAAAUGGUCUUGCAUUUUCUUCAUAACCAAAAGUUUCAUAUAAUUGUAUUACAAAACAGUAUAUUGUAAAUGAUGCUAUUUGGUUUAAUCCUAAAACAUAUUAGUCUUGCACUGGAUGGAUUACAAAUGAAUUUGAAAAAGCAAUAGCAUUAUUGUAUAAAAUUAAUUCUAUAAUUUAGAUACUAUUAACAUCAAUAAGAUUGUAUUGAAGAAAACAAUCUAAAUAAAGAUGAUGAUCUAAAAAGAUUUUGGAUUCAGGAUUUUGAUUUAAGAACUAAAAUCCUUAAUCAAAUACCUUAGAUUUGUAAAGAAUUUAAGAAUGCUCCAAAAAAAAAGAAUACAAAAUAAGAAGAUAUUUUAUGGACUCAACUCAUUUUAAAAUAAGCUUCAUAAUAAAAUGAUAAAUAAAUAAAUCAAGAUCAAAAUUUUUAAAUGAUGUUAUAAUCAAUUAAUGAAUAGGAUGUUUCUACUAUAAUUAUGAAUAAUGAAUUAGAGAGAAUAAAUUAUAUGCCACUUGAGAAGAUUUUAACCAUAUAGAUAUUAUGUUAAAGAAGGAUAUUGAGAUUGAUAAGAGAUCACUAUAAGGAAAAAUUAAUGAAAGACAUUUAGAACAUAGAAGGUAAGGAAAAGAAGAAACAUGUAGAAUAAAAAAAAAAAUCUAAAAAACACAAAAAGCAAAAAAAUAAGAAUGAAUAAAAAAAAAUUAAUAUGAAUUAAGAUAAAAGUAAUAGUUUUGAGUUAGCAGAUAAGCAAGACACAACUCAAGAUGAUGUCCAUUGUAAUGAAUAUGAAAUAGAUAAAUCGGCUAAGUAAUAUUUAACAAUAUUAUUUAUAGUCCAUGUUUAGAGAUUACUAAAAAUAUUCAAGUGUCUGGAAAUUCAGAUUUAACUUAAAAUACCAUUUUAGAAAUGAAUCUGAUUGAAGAAACCAAUAAAAUACUUGAUACUGAAACAAUUAUAGAAUUAAACAAUAAUAAUUAGAAUGAUGAUGAUGAAAAUUGGGUUGUAAUUACAGCACCUAAAAAAUAAAAAAAUAAAUCGAAAUGCAAAUUUGCUACUUCUUAAGAGGAUUAAUUCAAAAAAUAAAAAUCACUUUAGAAAUCAAUUCCAUCAAAAAUCAAGGAAUAAUCUAUUAAAUCAAAUGCUCAUGAUUAGGAUCUUUUUUCGAGCUAAAAGAGCUAAAAAAGAAAUGCAUAAGCUAUUGAAAUGAUUAAAUAAGAUAUAUUGAUGGUGAAUUAAGAGAAACCUAUAAAACAAUAAUGUUAAGAAAUUACGAAUCCGCCAUCUCAAGAAUUUGUAAAAGAUAAUCAAAUUUCAAUUUAAAAGUUGGAAGAUACUUAAAAUACUAACCAAUCUCCAAAAAUGAUAUAAAUUGUGGAUUUGAGUCUUAAAAUUCAAUAAGAAUCUGAAAAAUUAGUAUAAAAAAAUUGUUAUAUUAAUACUCAAAUGGAUGUUUAAAAUACUUGUUAGAAAUAACCAAUUAAAGAAGAUUAAAUAGAUUGUGUAAUAUUGAAUUAGGCAAGGGCCUUAAUGAUUAAAAAGCUUGAUAUGGAUAUGAGAGAAUUUAAUGAUGUUAUUUUAGGAUAGAAUCAAUAAAUUCUAAAAUUCAGAAGGAUAAUUUAUGACAGAUUAUAAUUUGUCAUCAAUUAUCUAUUUAGAGGUUUCAUUUAUCAUAUAUAAUAGCUAGAUUUUAAUUCUUAAGUUCGCCUUUUCGGUUCAUGUGCCACUGGUUUAGCCCUUCCAGAAAGUGAUAUUGAUAUAGGAAUAACUGGAUUUGAAAUAUGUUCAACAUCUUCUUUAAAUAUACCAAUUCAAAAAUUAACAGAAUUUCUCUAAAAAAUGAGAUGGGUUAAAAAUAUAGUGUAUUUUAAAUUAAUAUACUUUUUUAUAGUGCAAUCACUUCAUCAGCAAUGCCAUUAAUAAAAUUAUAGGUAGAUCCAACUAUUUCAUUUGUAUAAUCUUCCUUACCAAUAGGCUUACCAUACAUAGAUCUUGUUUUAAAGUAAUGAUUCUUUUAUUAAAUUAGUCCUGAUGAAGAUAUUCCUAAAUAGAUCUUUAGUGUUGAUGUUAGUUUCUUUCAAUAUUCAGGUGUUAAGUAAAACCAACAUUUAGGUUUGAUUUCAACAGAUUUAACUUUAUAAUGGUUGUCUUUUUAUAGUGAAUUGAGACCAAUUGUAUUAUUAUUCAAAAGCUUACUAAAGAGAAGAGGAUUAAAUGAUUAAUAUAAAGGAGGAAUCUCAUCUUUUUGCAUAAUUUAAAUGGUUUUAGCAUUUCUAGAAUGCUUUUAUCAUUAAAAUCAAGCUUCAUCUAUUGGUUACACCACAUAUAAUUUUUUGAAAUUUUAUGGGACAGAAUUUGAUCCAAAGACAACAGGAAUAAGUUACAAAGGAUUUAAUGAAAAGUAAUUAAAUUAUUUAAUUAUAGUCCAUUUUAUGAUUUAAAUGAAUUUGAUGAUUAAUCUGAGAUAACAAUUGUGUCUCCAAUCACAAAUGAAAUAAUUAGUUCAGCUACAUCAUUUGUUUUAACAAUAUUAUAAGAUUUAAAGGCAUUAUAUUAAGCAACUGAAAAUGAAAUAACAUUUUUUUAUGAGAAAUUAAAAUACAAUAAAAAAAAGAAAGGAAAGAAAGAGGAGCGAAAUUUAUUUUAAAAGGAAUUGAAUAGACUUCGACCUCUCUUUAGCACUACUGUAUAUAAUAAAACUUGAC
This is a messenger RNA of Paramecium pentaurelia, 3064 nucleotides long. NCBI's taxonomy places the organism in Eukaryota, Ciliophora, Oligohymenophorea, Peniculida, Parameciidae. The record is from the annotation of a GenBank genome assembly.